AUGAUCCUAUACCAAAUUAUAAUAAUAACCAUCAUUUCUAUAAGAAGUGUAAUUGGAUCAUAUAUUCAUAGAAACCUCACUUGGAAUGAUGUUAAUUUCCUUCAUACAACAGAUACACACGGAUGGUAUCUGGGCCAUAUUAAUCAAGCUAUAUAUCAUGGUAAUUGGGGAGAUUUUAUAUCAUUUACUUCACAUUUACGUGAAAUAGCAGAUCUGAAAGGACAAGAUUUGAUAAUUAUUGAUAGUGGGGAUCGACAUGAUGGGAAUGGAUUUAGUGAUAUUACUAAACCUAAUGGGAUUAAAAGUAUACCUAUUUUUAAUAAAGGAGAUUAUGAUUUAUUAACUAUUGGGAAUCAUGAAUUAUAUGAAUGGGAAAAUUCUAAAAUGGAAUAUGAAUCAGUUGUUAAAGAAUUUGGUGAAAAAUAUGUUUGUUCAAAUGUUGAAAUUAAUGUUAAAGAUUUAGGAUGGAUUGGAUUUGGUAAAAAAUAUAGAUAUUUUGAAACAAAGAAUCAAAAAGUGAGAGUUUUAAGUUUUGGAUUUUUAUUUGAUUUUAAAAGAUUUAAUAAAGGUACUAGGGUUACUCCUAUGAUUGAAGUUAUUCAAGAAAAGUGGUUUAAUGAUGUGUUGAAGGAAUAUGAUCAGGAGAAAGUUGAUAUGAUUGUUAUUCUUGGACAUACUCCAAUAUCUCAUAAUUGGAAAGAAUUUUAUAGAGUUCAUGCAUAUUUAAGAAAAUUUUACCCGAAUACUAUCAUUCAGUAUUUUGGAGGUCAUAGUCAUAUUAGAGAUUUCUCUGUGUUUGAUGACUUAUCAACUGGUUUACAAAGUGGUAGAUAUUGUGAAACAAUUGGUUGGUCAAGUGUAAAUAUGACCAAGGUGAAACUUCCUGUGAAAGAAAGAUUUUCGAGAUCUUAUAUUGACUUUAAUUUGGAUUCAUUCAAGUAUCAUACUAAUAGAGAUAAGAAUUUUGAUACUCCAAAGGGCAUUGAGGUUUCAGAAAAGAUCAAGAAAAUAAGACAAGAAUUGAGGUUAGAUGAUUUGAUUGGAUAUGUUAACCAAAAUUAUUAUGUUGACUAUGUUCCUAUUCAUCAUCCUCAUAGUAUUUUCAAUUUAUUGACUACAAAAGUUCUUAAAACUUUGCCUGGGGGUGAUCAAGAGAAUAGAGUUAUUAUUAUCAAUACUGGCUCAAUUAGAUAUGAUUUAUAUAAAGGUCCUUAUACGGUUGAUUCCAAAUAUAUUGUAUCACCGUUUGAAAACUUGUGGGUUAAUUUAACUAUUCCAAAGAGAGUGGCUACUAAAAUUGCUGAUAAGUUAAAUGAAGCUGAUUAUAUAAGUGUAUCAAGAUUAAAACCACCGCAUCAAUAUGAUAUUUCAUCUGGAUUCCAAUUGAAAAAUGCAGAUCAGUACUAUUUCAGCGGUGAUAAGCUUCCUAAAGGAUAUGUAACGCAUGAUGAUUUUGGGAUUGAUGGUGAUGAUACUUUACAUAAACCAGUUGUUAAUUUCCCAGUUCCUAAUGUUGUUCAAAGUGUUGAGAUUAAAAACGGUGAUCUGUAUGAUGAAAACACCCCGGUUAAUGUCGUUUUCUAUACAUUUAUUACCCCGAAUAUUCUUUGGGCAUUGAAUGAAUUGAAUUAUACGUUAUCAGAUGAUCAAAUAUCACCUACUUUUUAUUCUGAAAUCUAUUUAGGUACUUUGUUAAACAAUUAUGUAUCAUCCAAUAAAAAUAUAUAG
This is a messenger RNA of Candida tropicalis MYA-3404, 1728 nucleotides long. RefSeq lists its product as uncharacterized. Gene Ontology annotation, molecular function: hydrolase activity. NCBI's taxonomy places the organism in Eukaryota, Fungi, Ascomycota, Pichiomycetes, Serinales, Debaryomycetaceae. The record is from RefSeq and is a predicted model, not a curated record. Bases 1 to 1728 code for a protein of 575 amino acids. Gene Ontology annotation, cellular component: cytosol. Gene Ontology annotation, biological process: nucleotide catabolic process. The transcript has a single exon.